Messenger RNA from Dissoconium aciculare CBS 342.82, 1360 nucleotides. RefSeq lists its product as uncharacterized. The record is from RefSeq and is a predicted model, not a curated record. The transcript has 2 exons. The coding region runs from base 303 to 1253 and encodes 316 amino acids. Lineage: Eukaryota; Fungi; Ascomycota; Dothideomycetes; Mycosphaerellales; Dissoconiaceae.
CUCCACGCAAAUUAUACCUCCAGCACUGCCCAGGUGUCCUACUUAUCCACUACCACUACGAUCUCCCUCCAGCGCUGCCUUCAACUAAAGUACACACCGGGGUCGUGCGUGGUGGUGAGUGCUGCCCUGUCCUCUGGAGUCUGCCCUAACAAGCUGGAGCACGCACACCUGCAGGCCAGCGCAACAUCAACCCUGUCCAGAAACACCGUGAUGAUCUUCACCUAGAAAUAUCCAGGGCUGGGAAUGCUUGCGUCUCAAUAAAUUCCUGCAGCCACAUAGUGUGCUGCUGACUCGUCGUCCUCAUGUCGUCCAAAUACUCUUCUUAUCUACAAGCAGUCAAAGCCGUCGACAACUUCCCUCUGGAUCGCGAAGCAGCGGACGAGUACUAUGUACUCUACCUUCCCCACGAUACCCGACCACAUGGCUACAUGCUUCCCGCGACGGUAGCGGGCAUGCCCUUGACUGAUGACUUCUCGGUGCGACAUGAGAAGCCACGCAGUGUGACUGUUGUUGUUCCUUCUGACAGCAAAGACAUUGCUGCUGCUGUCAAUCAGGCAUUUCAAAAAUUGAUCGAUCAGUGUAUCAAACAAGGCGGAUUUCAUGUUCUCGGGGGUCGACACAGCGAGUACUUCAGUCUCCUUGGGGCCAACUAUCCCGUGCGUAUUGAACGUUUCGCAACCUCGCUUUUCGGCGUCACUUCGUGUGGUGCACAUCUCGUCUGCUACGUUCGCGCUGACGACGGCCUACGUGUGUGGAUCGCACGACGGGCUGCGCACCUUUAUAUCUCGGGAGGCAAGCUCGACACGACGGUCGCAGGUGGCGUCAAAGCUGGCGUCAGCCCGCUCCAGACCAUUGUCGAGGAGGCCCAAGAAGAGGCUUCGUUACCUGAAAGUCUGGUUCGCGAGCGCGUUUGUUCCCGGGAUGUCAUGACUAUCAUGAAUUGCACUGGUGACGAGUUUCCUGGUGAAAAGGGUCUGCUAUGCCCAGAUGUCGUGUAUUUAUAUGACAUGGAACUUCCGUCCGAUGUCGUACCCAAGCCACAGGAUGAGGAAGUGGAAAGCUUCUCCUUGAUGGCGGUGCAUGAAAUACACAAGGCUAUCUUGGCUGAUGAUUUCAAGCCGGACUCUGCUGCAGUAUUGGUAGCCUUCUUCAUCAGACAAUCGAUUGUCACUCCGGAGAAUGAGAAGGACUUUGUGGAGAUUGUACAACAUCUACAUCGUAGACUACCAUUUCCCAUCAAGCCAGAUAUCUGAGCACUGCUUUGGGUCCAAUUGAGUACUCCUCGACCUUGUUCACGCCAUGUUUCUCAACCGCUGGAUCAGGACUGUUGCGAGUCUUGACCUGUUGGAAAUCUGCCUGU